UAUAUUAUUGACUAUAUAUUCAAUCAUAUCAUAGGCUUAUCAAGUGAUGUAGUCUUCAAUCACUUCAAUCACUUCAACCAUUUAAUCGUAAAACCAAUUGUUUGAAACUAAAUAUCGUAUUUAAAUACAUCCGAUCAAAGAUGAAUGAGAACUUUAAUCAAUUAUUAUCUAAAAAUGCAAGAAAUAUUGACAAAUUCAUUGCUUACGGAACGGCAGGUUUUCGUGAUAAAGCUAUUGAAUUACAACAUAUUAUGUUUCGAAUGGGAAUAUUAGCUACACUUAGAGCACGAGUAGUUAAAGCAACAAUUGGUGUUAUGAUAACUGCAUCGCAUAAUCCUGAAGAAGACAAUGGCUUGAAAUUAAUUGAUCCAAAGGGGGAAAUGUUAGACCCAUCCUGGGAGUCGAUCUGCACUUAUUUGGCAAAUAUUAAUGACAAAGAAUUAUUGGAUUCAAUUAAUAAGUUAAUUGAAGAUAAAAGUAUAGAUAUGUCAGUAGUGGCCCAUGUUUUGAUCGGAAGAGAUACCCGUUCUAGUAGUGAAAGGUUACACAAAGCAGUCAUCGAUGGCAUACAAGCAGGUGAUGGCAGAGUCAAUGAUUUUGGUUUGGUUACGACACCACAAGUCCAUUACGCGGUGUUGUGUUUUAACACUAAUGAAGAAUAUGGUGAACCCACAGAAGUUGGAUAUUAUAAAAAGUUGUCCAACGCUUUCAUUAAAUUGAACGGAGAAAAUGGGUCACAAAUUGUGGCCAAUAAUUACAUUCCAUCGGUAGUUAUUGACGGCGCCAAUGGUAUCGGUGCCAUCAAAAUAAAACAAAUGAAACAAUUUUUAGGCAAUUCAUUAAAUAUAGAAGUUAUUAACGAUGGAAAUGGUGUACUGAACGCCUUCUGUGGAGCAGACUUUGUCAAAGUUCAACAAAGAGCUCCAAAAGAUUUGCAACUUGAGGUCGGAAAGAGGUAUUUAGCAUUUGAUGGCGACGCCGACAGAAUCAUCUAUUUUUAUAAGAAUCAAAUCGAUGGUUACUUUCAUAUGUUAGACGGCGACAAAAUAGCAGUUUUAAUUGCUUCUUAUCUAAAAGAUUUAUUAUCUUCCGUUCAAAUAUCAGACAUCGAUUUAUGCAUCGUUCAGACGGCUUAUGCCAACGGAAGUUCAACUAAUUAUAUUGAAAACAUACUUAAGUUACCCGUCCAUUGUGUGCCAACAGGUGUCAAACAUCUCCAUCACAGAGCAUUACAGGCAGAUAUUGGUGUAUACUUUGAGGCCAAUGGUCACGGAACUGUCACUUUCUCUAAUAAAACUGUUAAUCGCAUCAAACUUUGUUCACACGAGACAUCUCUAAAACUCUUAAAUUUUAUCGAUUUAGUUAAUCAGACUGUCGGCGAUGCCAUCAGUGAUAUGUUAGUUAUUGAAUCCAUUUUGCGAAGUAAAGGACAAUCGAUACAAGAUUGGGAUAUGUUGUACACUGAUUUGCCGAAUCGUAAUAUUAAAGUCACUGUCAAAGAUAGAAAUGUCAUCACCACUGGUGAUGCCGAACGCAAAGUGUUGACACCAAUUGGAUUACAAGACAAAAUCGAUGCCAUUGUAGCUAAAUAUGGUCCAAAUUCGCGAUCAUUUGUGAGACCAUCCGGUACUGAAGAUGCCGUCCGAAUAUAUGCUGAAUCGACAACUCAAGACAACACCGAUUCUUUGGCUAAAGAAGUGGCAAAAGUUGUUUAUGAUAUGGCUUAUGGUGUCGGAGGUCUUUGAUUUUAUAUUAAAUGCGUUGAAACAACU
This is a messenger RNA of Oppia nitens, 1772 nucleotides long. It is a transcript of the gene nst, whose product is annotated as phosphoacetylglucosamine mutase-like. Gene Ontology annotation, molecular function: phosphoacetylglucosamine mutase activity; magnesium ion binding. Lineage: Eukaryota; Metazoa; Arthropoda; Arachnida; Sarcoptiformes; Oppiidae. The transcript is spliced from 6 exons. Bases 141 to 1745 code for a protein of 534 amino acids. The record is from RefSeq and is a predicted model, not a curated record. Gene Ontology annotation, biological process: UDP-N-acetylglucosamine biosynthetic process; carbohydrate metabolic process.